Penicillium lagena is the source of this 2298-nucleotide messenger RNA. RefSeq names its product Zn(II)2Cys6 transcription factor. Gene Ontology annotation, molecular function: RNA polymerase II cis-regulatory region sequence-specific DNA binding; zinc ion binding; DNA-binding transcription activator activity, RNA polymerase II-specific. Gene Ontology annotation, biological process: regulation of transcription by RNA polymerase II; DNA-templated transcription. Gene Ontology annotation, cellular component: nucleus. The record is from RefSeq and is a predicted model, not a curated record. Lineage: Eukaryota; Fungi; Ascomycota; Eurotiomycetes; Eurotiales; Aspergillaceae. The transcript has 4 exons. The coding region runs from base 1 to 2298 and encodes 765 amino acids.
AUGGAUGACGCCUCAACGCGCAAACGACCGCGCCCGGUAGUCUCAUGUCUGCGAUGCAGAGAGAAAAAGCUCAAAUGCGAUCGGGUGGCGCCGUGCCAAAAUUGCACUAAAGCCGGAUGCCCUGCAGUCUGCUUUUACCAUCCGGGCGCGCCCUUCCCCACUCUUUCACAGGCAAAGCGAACCCGACUUGAAGAUGACAUCCACCGAGAACGAGACUUACAACCCGAAAGCCGGCAUGGAGCAGCUAUAGGUAUCAUUGAGGAUCUACAGCAAAGAGUGAUUAGAUUGGAGGAGCAACUUUCAAAUACUACUGAAGCUGCGUGCCUUCCUGGAGCCAAUAGCCGCUCGGCCGUCGAACCUGGUAAGAGCAGCAGCCAACAGAUUGAAGCCAGCCCCACUCAAUCAGCAUAUUCGGCACCUCGGGCGGGAACUAUUCUGGUCAAGGCGUCGCGAACCCGAUAUCAAGGGCAGAAUAGUCGGCUUAUCUCUCUGGACCAGUUUGGAGAGGCCAAAGCUUUCAUCGGCCAAUGCACAAAGGAUCCGACUCUCCUGCGACUCGCAAAGGACGUGCAGUUCCUUCAAAGCAAGUCGCAAUGGCCACUGGUCUCGCCAGAAUCAAAUUCGCACUUGGAGAGUUCUCCAGAGAUAUUACAACUCCGAAUUUCCCUUCCCUCAAAAGCGGUUUGUGAUAAGCUAUUGGACUCAUAUGCCAAGAAUUUCGAGAAAGCUCUCCGGAUUUUGCAUGUUCCAUCCUUUCAACGCCGGUACACGGAGUUUUGGGAUGAUUCUGACCAUGAAAUCUAUCAUUCGUCGGCAUUUAUUCCUCAGCUUACAGCAGUCCUCGCCGUGUCGGUCUCGCUAGAGGACCAAAAUAUGAAACUCGUCGAUUCCUCAGCUUGGAAAUAUUUGAAGUUGUCAGCUGUGAAUCUUAUUCAAGAAUGGUACCGAAAACUCAGUCGCAAGCAACGGGCCGAGCUUGACACGUUACAAGUUGAAGCACUUCUAAUAUUAGCGAGACGCCUGCAACAAGUAUCGUCCGAAGAGAUUUGGCGGGCAUCUGGAACACUUGUUCGCUCGGCAAUGUCGAUUGGCCUACACGUAGAUCCUUCCACCACGCUUGAGAUAUCUGCUUUCCAAGCCGAGAUCAGGCGCCGACUGUGGAUUACGAUCAUGGAACUGGACCUACAGACAUCUGUUGAAUCCGGCUUGCCCGUCAUGAACGGUGGAAUGAAAUUUGGUCAUAUGACUCAGGCUAAUCUCAACGAUUGUGACUUUGACGAAUCAACCACAGAACUUCCCGCUUCUAGACCUUUGCAUGAAUGGACGGAUUCCUUGAGCCAAAUCACAUUGGCUGCUUCUUUCCCCCGCCGAAUGAUGGCUAUGACUUGUGUGAGCAACGGGAUCUCAGAAAUUGAUUUCGACGAGUUGCUGAAGCAUGGUCGGCAACUGGAAGAGUGCCUGCGACAAAUCCCAACGCCAUUAAAAAUGGAUUAUGCCCCUCCAAGGGACAACGAACCCGGUCUCCUACUGAACCGCGUCUUGUUGGAUGUUUAUACCCGGCGACCACUUCUCUGCCUCUAUCAGUCUAUAGUCAGGGAAGGGGAUUGCGAUAAUCCAGCUGUUUCGGAAAUUCAGCAAUUGUGCCUAGAUUCAUCGUUGGUGAUGCUAUCCUUCCAGGACUGCUUUGAUCCAAAUGUGGCUGACCCAGACGUAUUCAACUCGAACGCGUACUGGGAUAUUUUCCAAGUUCUCUUCAAAUCCGACAUUUUAUCGGCAGCUUUGAACGUUUGCGGAUAUUUGAAAUCCGCAAAUAUGUCUGAGCAAAAUCGUUCAGUUGUCCCCGGUGCAGGAGGCAUAGUGCAUAUGAAAGCCAGUCUGACCCGCACCGUUGAAAAUGCCCUCGAUGGAUUGACUCGGAAGAUUGGAGAUACAGGGAACAGCUUCAAGGAUGUUUUUCUUCUUGCCGUCGUUUUACAAUCCGUGCGAGCGCGUGGGCUAGCCCGGACAAAAGCGGGCGCGAUGUACGAAGGAGCCAAAAAUGCCUUGUCGAGAUGCCGACAACACUUACUUCCAGAUCUCGGUGAGCAAUCUCUUGGCUUGGACUCUUUGCACAUGAGGCAUGAGGGUCAGUCAAUUAAGCCAAUGCUCACUUCCGAAGCCGAACCGCAAUUUACGUCGGUGUCCCAGCCUGAAAUAUCUGAUGCAACUGAUCCCUUAUCCACGCUGGCCGAGUUCAACUUUUUUCAAAGCGAUCCUUUUCUCUUAGGCUUAGAUGGAUCAUUUGUGUGGGAUCCCUAG